Molecule: messenger RNA, 1644 nt
Organism: Tilletiopsis washingtonensis
Lineage: Eukaryota; Fungi; Basidiomycota; Exobasidiomycetes; Entylomatales
Product: protein serine/threonine phosphatase 2C
Exons: 9
Coding region: 1-1644 (547 amino acids)
Biological process (GO): protein dephosphorylation
Molecular function (GO): cation binding; protein serine/threonine phosphatase activity
Source: RefSeq, a predicted model, not a curated record
AUGCGCCACGCUGGCCUUGCCCGGUGCUGCUCUCCACCACCUCGCCGCCAUCCGGACCUCUCUCGCUCCGGACCUCUCUCACGCUCGCCCGCACGCACCCGCGCCGCAUCUCUGCUGCUCGCCGCGCACGUCCCGCCCGCUGUCGCGCGUUCGCCGGCUCGCUUGCCUCCCUCCACCACACCGCACCGCACCGCAUCGCCAAGCGCUGCGACUUUGUCUCGUCGCGCCCUCGUACCGCCGCCCGCACGUUGUACGCGGAUCCGCCUUCCGAACCACGACCUCCUCUGCUCGCUCGUCGCGACUAGCUCCACCGACAGUCCUGCGGUGAACGCGUCGUCCUCGCAGACCACGACUGCCGACGGCAAGGACACGCAUGGCAUCGUGAACCAGCACCCCGCCGCGGCACACCACGGCACGGCGCCGUUCCGCGUGGGCGUGUCCGAGGACCGCAACAAGCGCUGGCGGCGCACGAUGGAGGACUCGCACGCCUUUGUGUACGAUUUUGGCGGCGUGCCCGGCCAGGGCUUCUUUGGCGUGUUUGACGGCCAUGCGGGCAAGCAUUCGGCGGAGUGGUGCGGGCAGCACUUUCACGAGUACCUCCUGGACACGCUGGCCUCCAACAGCAGCAAGACGGUGCCCGACGUCUUCAACCUCACCUUCCACGCCGUCGAUGAGCGUCUGAGUGAGCUUGCAGACAAGGAGGGCACCUCGUCGGGCUGCACGGCCGUCACUGUCUUUCUGCGUCUCGAAGACGAGAAUGGCCGUCCAGUGCAGCAUGCCCAGAGCGGUGGUGUGCGUCCGAAGCAGGGCGCUGCCGACUCGGCGCCCGCUGGAGAGACACCGGCCAGCCCGAAGAAGGAGGACGAGUCAAAGGGCGGCCUGUUGGGCUGGGCGCGGCGCAUGAGACACCCGAGCUCGGGCAGCGGCGAGGGAGAGGCGGCAGCUGCCUCGGCUGCUGCUGCGGCGACGUCAAAUGAGCCGCCUGCAACUGCGGCCGAGUCGAAGACACCGGCGGAGGACAAGACGCAGGAGCAGCAGCAGCAACAGCAGCCUUCGAGCAAGAGCGCAGAGCCAGAGCAGGCAAGCAAGUCGAGCACGGCGGCGGCCAGACGGGUGCUGUACACUGCAAAUGUGGGCGAUGCGCGAGCGGUGCUCUGCCGCGGCGGAAAGGCAGUGCGUCUCACGUACGACCACAAAGGCUCGGACGCGCAAGAGGCCAAGCGCAUCACGGACGCCGGAGGCUUUGUGAUGAACAAUCGUGUCAAUGGCGUGCUGGCCGUGACGCGCUCGCUCGGAGAUGCGGCCAUGAAGGAGUUUGUCGUUGGCUCGCCCUAUACCACCGAGACGAGCCUGAGUGAAGACGACACGCUGCUCAUUGUGGCAUGCGAUGGGCUGUGGGACGUCGUCGAUGAUCAGGACGCGGUCGAUCUCGUCGCCAACGUUGAGGAUCCGCAAGAGGCAUCCGAGAUGCUGCUGCAGCAUGCGCUCAGCAACUUCUCGACGGACAAUCUGAGCGUGCUCGUCAUCCGCAUGCCCACGUCCAACGCGGCGGCCGUGGACGCGCAGCCGGCGCCCGGCGAGAAGGCCGGCGACUCGCAGGGCGUGGCGCAGAGCACGGGCGAGAAGUUCGAGCACCAGGCGUAG